AUGUCGGAUACCGAGUCGGAACAGCACACCGCUCGGCUUGAGCCCGAGCUACGCGAGAUGAAGUUGGGGGCCGCCCACUCGGAAGGAGCAGGUGAGGGUGAUGGCGCAAGUGAGGUAAAGGUCGAGGACGAGGCUUUUCUUGACCGCGUGCCCGCCUCCCUCGCCAUACCGCCCAGGCUUAAGUCGCGCUCAAAGUCCCAGUCGCCCCGCGUCAAACACGACUCGGAAGCCCCAUCGCCCGGCAGCGCCCAUGAAGAGACGUUGGCGGGAGAUAUCACCCUGAAGAUGGAGCCCGGCAAGCCACCCAAGCUCUCGCGCACCGCCUCCCAAAAAGUCGUCACACGCUCGCCGCCGCUAUACCUCGACCUCCCCGACUCUACCGAAGCCGCCAAAGAGACUUUUGUCGUCCUCCCAGAAUGCACCUACGCGAACAAGACGAUUGGAACCACAGACCCUGCCCUGGAAUGCGACUGCCAAGAAGAAUACGACUCGGCCACCAAGACCAACCAUGCCUGUGAUGAGGACUCCGACUGCAUCAACCGCGCGACAAAAAUGGAAUGUGUGGGCGACUGCAGCUGCGGUAGGACGUGUCAGAACCAGCGCUUCCAACGGAAACAGUAUGCCGACGUCACCGUCAUCAAGACGGAGAAGAAGGGCUUUGGCCUGCGUGCCAAUAAAAACAUGGUGCCAGGAGACUUUGUCUUUGAGUACAUUGGUGAAGUCAUCGACGAGCGCACCUUCCGUCGCCGCAUGGGUCAGUACGACGAGGAAGGAAUAAAGCACUUUUACUUCAUGUCCCUCACCAAGGGCGAAUUUGUAGAUGCCACAAAGAAGGGCAACCUAGGACGUUUCUGCAAUCACUCGUGUAACCCCAACUGUUUCGUCGACAAAUGGGUCGUUGGGGAUAAGCUGCGUAUGGGCAUCUUUGUCGAGCGCAACGUGAGGGCAGGUGAGGAACUUGUCUUCAACUACAAUGUUGACCGCUACGGCGCUGAUCCACAACCUUGCUACUGCGGUGAGCCCAACUGCAGUGGUUUCAUCGGCGGAAAGACCCAAUCUGAUAAUGCGACUAAACUCUCUGGUGCUACCAUCGAGGCGCUCGGUAUCGAUGAUGGCGCUGGCUGGGACACUGCCGUUGCCAAGAAACCCCGUAAGAAGAAGGCCAGCGAAGACGACGAGGAGUAUGUCAACGACUUGCAGCCACGAGAGCUUGAGGAAGAUGGUGUCAAGAAGGUCAUGCCGGCUCUGCGCAACUGCACUGAGAAGUGGAUUGCUGUCAAACUGCUCAGUCGUAUGCAAACCAAUAAUGAAAGGGUUGGCCACCGCAUAGUUCAGUUUCACGGUUACAAUAUCCUGAAGACAACCUUGACUACUUGGAAAGAGGACACCAACGUCGUUCUACAGGUGCUUGACAUUCUUCACCGAUUACCGCGCAUCACCCGAAACAAGAUCCAAGACUCCAAGAUUGAAGAGGCAGUCCAGGAACUGACGCACUACGGAGAUGAGCGCGUACGGGAGUCGGCCGAAAAGCUGCUGAAGGAAUGGAGCAAGCUUGAGGUUGCAUACAGGAUACCUCGUAUGAAGAGGGACCCCAACGCUGGCACCGCAGCCCGUACUGAGAAUCAUUUUGAGCGCCGUGAGAGAGGGCGGGAGCGAUCAAGAUCGAGAUCAAAGUCACCGUCUACAAUUGCGCCCAAAGGACCAUCAGCAGCAAGCGCGCCGUCUGGUCCACGAGUGUUAAAUGCACCGCGUGGCCCAGCCGGCUUCUUUGUUCCCCCAAGACCAGUUAUGCGACCACGACCUUUCAACACUCUACCUGCUGGUUGGUUUCAAGCAUCAGCAGAAAAUGGCUCUACGUAUUUUUACAACUCCGCCGGCACCACUCAGUGGCAACGUCCGACCCAGCCUGCCAACACUCCGCCACCUCCACCAAACAAGGCCAGGGACAAUACACAGCUAUUAAAAGAUAUAAUAUCGAACAUCACCUCGAAUCCAACCGCAUCUGGACCUUCCACGUCGACGACACCUCAGCCAGUUGCCGAUGAGCAAAAGGAGAAGCCAUCUGGUAGGGACAAAUGGCGAACCCUGACUAUCGAAAAACAGGAAAAGGUGUAUGAGGCGACAAUCGCACCCUACAUCAUGUCUACCGCGAACCUCUACUCCAAGAAGCUCGAAAAGGAAGAGUUCAAGAGCCUAUGUAAAGAGGUAGCGAAAAAGGUCGUACGCGGCGACUACAAGAACGGCCCGGUCAAGGACCCCACUGCCAAAAUUCCACUCAACCACCAAAAACGCAUCAAAAACUGCGUGCACGAAUACAUGAACAAGGCAGUCAAAACCGCCGAAGAGCGGAGAAAGAUGAAAGCCUCACGAAGCAGCUCUUCUCGAGCGACUUCAAAAGACGCAACGACACCAAAUACCCCACAAUACCCUCCCAAAGACCACGACCACUCCCAUCAAAACUCCGGCUCCUCGACCCCAAAAGCAACCAACACAACCUUCUCCACAGACUCAUCCCAUGACCUCAAACGCAAGCGCUCCUCAGACAACACCACCGACGCCUCCUCCACUAGUGCAUCAACCACACACUCGACUUCCUCACCCAAGCGUACACGCACGGCUUCUGAAACACUUCCUUCUGCGCCGCCGCCGCCGCCGCCGCCGCCUCCACCAGAGACUACGGAUACCGAAGAAGCCAGUCUCACGCCCAUGUAUGACAGCCCGGGUACAAUGUCAAAAGCUGUGGCGUUCCAACAGCCAGACGGCUAUGGUAGUCCCAUGCAGCUUGCUACGCCGCCUACGAAUGGCAACAUCCAUAGUGGUGGAGGAGGUGGCGGGUCGAGAGCUUGA
This is a messenger RNA of Pyrenophora tritici-repentis Pt-1C-BFP, 2847 nucleotides long. Lineage: Eukaryota; Fungi; Ascomycota; Dothideomycetes; Pleosporales; Pleosporaceae. The record is from RefSeq and is a predicted model, not a curated record.